Haplochromis burtoni (Burton's mouthbrooder) is the source of this 6596-nucleotide messenger RNA. It is a transcript of the gene ap3d1, whose product is annotated as adaptor related protein complex 3 subunit delta 1. Gene Ontology annotation, biological process: synaptic vesicle budding from endosome; anterograde synaptic vesicle transport; neurotransmitter receptor transport, postsynaptic endosome to lysosome. Gene Ontology annotation, cellular component: endosome membrane; AP-3 adaptor complex; membrane coat. NCBI's taxonomy places the organism in Eukaryota, Metazoa, Chordata, Actinopteri, Cichliformes, Cichlidae. The coding region runs from base 267 to 4079 and encodes 1270 amino acids. The transcript is spliced from 35 exons. The record is from RefSeq and is a predicted model, not a curated record.
AUAAUGCUCCAAGUCAGCUGACUUUAGACGCCAUUUUGUCAGCCAUUUCCUACACCGAUCCACUGCCAGCGUCUCUGCACAGCACUGGACGGCCCCGUCUGGCCUCAACUUCAUCUGCCCGGGCUCGGUAAACAGCAGCGGACACCGCAGCACAUCACGGUACCCGGGUGGAUGAGACACGGUGUAGCGCGUCGGUCGGCACCCACUAGAUCUCUGCAAGGCGCUCGGCCCCGCAGGACAGAAGCGGUACAAAGUCGCAGACAGUCAUGGCUUUGAAGAUUGUCAAAGGGAGCAUCGAUCGGAUGUUCGAUAAAAAUCUCCAGGAUUUAGUACGUGGCAUCAGGAAUCACAAGGAAGAUGAGGCCAAGUACAUCUCCACAUGCAUCGAUGAGAUCAAACAGGAGCUCAAGCAGGACAACAUCGCUGUCAAAGCCAAUGCUGUGUGCAAGCUCACCUACCUUCAAAUGCUGGGCUAUGACGUCAGCUGGGCUGCUUUCAACAUCGUUGAAGUCAUGAGUUCCUCAAAGUUCACGUACAAGAGGAUUGGCUACCUGGCAGCCUCACAGUGCUUUCAUGAGAACACAGACGUCAUCAUGCUGACAACCAAUCAAAUUCGAAAGGAUCUCAGCAGCCCCAACCAGUAUGACACAGGUGUUGCCCUCACUGGCCUGUCUUGUUUUGUGACCCCUGACUUAGCUCGGGACCUAGCUAAUGACAUCAUGACAUUGAUGUCCCACACUAAACCUUACAUCAGAAAAAAAGCUGUGUUGAUCAUGUAUAAGGUGUUUCUCAAGUAUCCCGAGUCCCUGCGCCCAGCUUUUCCCAGGCUCAAGGAAAAACUCGAGGACCCAGACCCAGGCGUCCAGUCAGCAGCAGUAAAUGUCAUAUGUGAGCUGGCCAGGAGAAAUCCCAAGAACUACCUGUCAUUGGCCCCGCUUUUCUUCAAACUCAUGACUUCCUCUACUAACAACUGGGUUCUCAUUAAGAUCAUAAAGCUGUUUGGUGCACUCACACCGUUGGAGCCACGGUUGGGGAAGAAAUUGAUUGAACCUCUAACAAAUCUAAUCCACAGUACCUCUGCCAUGUCUCUGCUGUAUGAAUGUGUCAACACUGUGAUUGCAGUGUUGAUUUCUUUGUCCUCGGGGAUGCCUAACCACAGCGCUAGUAUCCAGCUCUGUGUGCAGAAACUGCGAAUCCUGAUAGAAGACUCGGACCAGAACUUGAAGUAUUUGGGCCUGCUGGCGAUGUCAAAGAUCCUGAAGACCCACCCCAAGUCAGUGCAGUCUCAUAAAGACCUCAUUCUCCAGUGUCUGGAUGACAAGGAUGAGUCCAUCCGUCUGAGAGCUCUGGACUUGCUCUAUGGCAUGGUGUCCAAGAAGAACUUGAUGGAGAUCGUAAAGAAGCUGAUGAUACAUGUAGACAAAGCCGAAGGAACCACCUACAGAGAUGAACUGCUCACAAAAAUCAUUGACAUCUGCAGUCAGAGCAACUACCAGUAUAUCACCAACUUUGAAUGGUACAUUAGUAUCCUAGUAGAGCUGACCCGACUAGAGGGCACACGGCACGGCCACCUCAUUGCCUCUCAGAUGCUGGAUGUGGCCAUACGAGUCAAAGCCAUCCGGGUCUUUGCUGUUGCCCAGAUGGCCACCCUGCUGGACAACGCCCACCUGCUGACAGGCAACAUGCAGAGAAACGGCAUCUGUGAAGUGUUGUAUGCUGCAGCCUGGAUCUGUGGGGAAUUCUCAGAACACCUGGAGAAUCCCGUGCAGACUUUGGAGGCCAUGCUGCGUCCUAAGGUCGCGACCCUACCCGGUCACAUCCAGGCUGUAUAUGUGCAGAAUGCAGCCAAGCUGUUUGCCACCAUCCUGAAGAACCAAGAGGGGAACACAGACAGCACAGCUGCACAGGAAACCAGCCAGAUGAUGAUAGACAGGCUACCACUGUUUGUCCAGAGCGCUAACCUCGAGGUGCAGGAGAGGGCGUCCUGCAUCCUGCAACUAGUUAAGUACAUCCAGAAACUGCAGCAGAAGGAUGUAGAAGUAGCAGAAGAAGUCAGCGCGUUGUUUGCUGGAGAACUCAAUCCUGUAGCUCCAAAGGCACAGAAGAAAGUGCCUGUUCCCGAAGGGCUGGACCUGGAUGCUUGGAUCAAUGAGCCUCCUUCUGAAAGCGAGUCUGAGGAUGAGCAACCCAAGGCUAUUUUUACCAAGGAGGAGCCCAAACACUCACGCCCCCGUCACACAGAGGUGGACGAGAAAGAGCUGGCAAGGAGGAGAGAAGCCAGAAAGCAGGAGCAAGCCAACAACCCAUUCUACAUCAAGGCCUCUCCGUCUUCUCAGAAGGUGUACCAGGAAGCUCCAGGAGUGGAACACAUCCCAGUCGUGCAGAUUGAUCUCAGCGUGCCUCUCAAAGUCCCAGGUCUGCCUAUGUCUGACCAAUACGUUAAACUAGAGGAGGAGCGUCGGCAGAAAGAGAGAGCAGAGAAAAAGAAGAAGGAGAAGAAGAAGAGGAAAGAAAAACGCAGUGGGCGUGGGAAGAAACACGACUCAGGCCCAGAGAGCGAGGAGGACAUCACACCUGCACAUGUGGUCGACAUUGUUACAGAGGAGAUGCCAGAGAAUGCCUUACCCAGCGAUGACGAUGACAAAGACCCCAAUGACCCUCACAAAGCCCUGGACAUCGACCUGGACAACUUAUUGGAAACAACUGCGCGCAGGCCGCUUGCAGACAGCGAGAAGCUACCGGUCAGGUCACAUCGUGCAGCGGGGGCUCCAAAAAGCUCGGCUGAGGAUGGAGAGGCAGAAAAUGCCACGCCACAGGAACCCAAGAAGAAGAGCAGCAAAGAAAAGAGGGACAAAAAGAAAGAUAAAGAGAGGGAUAGGAAGAGGAGCAAAGAAGAGAAGAAGAAGAAAAAACACAAACAUGAAGAAAAGGAGGAGGAUCUUCUCGGAGGUCAAGCAGAAGAGCCCGUGGUCCAAUCGGAAGAAACGAAGGAGGUGGAAGCACAGCCCACUUCAACUAGUGCUGAGGUUUCGGACCUGGAUUUCUGGCUCUCAAAUGCUCCAGUGCCCUCUAACACCCAGGAAGCAGCAACAGUAGCAGAAGCAGCCCCAGCGCCCGAGGCGCCUGCUGGCACAGCGGCCGACUCUGAGCCCGAGGAGCCCAAAGACACCGAGACGGAGGAGAGUAAGUCCUCCAAACACAAGAAGAAGAAGCAGAAAAAAGAGAAGGAAGAGAAGGAGAAGAAAAAGAAAAAGAAGCAUCAUCACCAUCACCACCACCACCACAGCGAUGGAGGUGGAGAGGAGUCUGUGCAGAAUGGCACCGUCGAGGAGGAGGAGCCUCUGCCGCCCAUGUCCAAUUACUGCCUGCUGGCUGAGAACUCCUACAUCAAGAUGAUGAUGGAGGAUGCUGAUCAGGUGUGUGACAUCCAGGGGAACCUACAGGAUGGCAGUCAGGUGGUGGUGUCUGUCAUCUUUGAAAAUAAGAGUGACAGCUUCCUCAAAUCCAUGGAGUUCAAUGUGCUGGACUCUCUGAACUCCAAGCUGCAGAGGCCAGAAGGGUCAGGUCCACAUGAUGGCCUCACCGUCCCCUUCCAGCUUCCCCCUGGAGUGUCCAAUGAAGCACGAUUUGUCUUCACUGUGCAGAGCAUCGUAAUGCCGCAGAAGCUGAAAGGAACCCUCACCUUUAUUGUAAAGAACGAGGACUCCUCCACUCAUGAGAAACUGGACUUCAAACUGCACUUUACCUGCACCUCCUACCUGAUCACUACUCCUUGUUACAGUGAUGCGUUUGCAAAGUUGCUGGAGUCGGGAGAUCUGAAGAGCAGCUCUGUCAGACUGGAGGGAGUUAACAUGCCCUUCCAUCACCUUCUGGCCAGGAUCUGCUUCCACCACCACUUUUCUGUUGUGGAGAGGAUCGACUCCUGUGCCUCCAUGUACAGCAGGUCUAUCCAGGGUCACCAUGUCUGUCUGCUGGUCAAAACUUCUGGUCAGACUGUGUCCAUUGACGCUAAAUGUGACGAGCCAACGCUGCUUGGGAAUGUGCUGGAUGAGAUCAAGCAGACCUUCUCUCAGUGCUGAUUGUGUCUGACAGCCGAAGGGUGCCCCACCCCCACCCUACCGCUCCAUCCCGCCCCUCCCUCACUGAAACACAACAUAAUCACGUUACGAAACACUGCGACUGGCACUUCCAGUAUCGCCCUAUUUAUUAGUCUGCAGAUUUGCAAGAUUUCUUUCCCCUUCUCAGCUUCUCCAGCGCCCCACACUUUGCCCCUCUUUGCACUCUGUGGUCACUCCCUCACACUUGAUGUUGCUUUACAGACUCAUUGUGUACAUGCUUCAUCUUCUCUGCAGUGUCAUUUUCAUUUUUACUUCCUAGUUUUCGAACAGCCGCCCUGUUGCACCCCGACUCUAACUGAGCUCCCGUUUCUGGACGCCUGGCGUCCUCUUCUCUUUCCUGCGUCUCUUUCCGCCCUCCACUCUGUCGGGAAUUCAAUCUGUGACGGUCGCGUCAUGUAAUGUUGACAACUGGACUUUUGCUGUUAAUGGUUGAAUUGUAUUUUUACUGUUUUGACGUUUUUGUCUUUGGUUUGUUUUGUUGUUUUGUCUUUUCUUUUUCUUUAUCUUUGUCUGAAACCUGACUGCGCCUUCAUGUAAUCCCCUUCUUUACUGCUCACUAAAAUCUGUGUGUGCUGCUCAUCUGUGUAGGCCUUGAAAAAAGAUAAAUCAGGUGAUUGACUCUUUUUUCGGACUAGAUGGGCGCUAUAACCUGCUCACCCACCACUGACCUGGUGCCUGGAGAAGACCAGACACUGGGCAAGUGCAGUGAGAGGAGAGCAGAGGUGAAACCAAAGCUACAAAUAAGGCAUGGGUUUUAAGCUUGUAUCGGGGUGCUUUUGCCCUACUUGCCUCUUGGCGAGGCUCAGAGCAGAUCUGCUGGUGUUUAGUUGAACCGAAUCCUUGUGUCUCUACGGGUGAUUGUACAGUAGUUCAGUAGUUUUGCUCUGUGCCUUAGCCCUGCAGUCUGACCUACUCCGGCACUUCAUAAGUCUUGUAGAGCCCCCACCUCUCCCCUGAGUGCACUGAUCUAACAGUGCUAAACUGCAGAUUGACCCUCCCCAAGGACUUUGAACAUAUCAUUCCUUUUGCAAAUCCAGUGCAAUGUGAGGUUUCUAUUACACCUGACAAAGCCACCUGUGUUCUACCACGCAUGGAUGGUUUAGUUAUUGUAUAGAAGAUGUAAUAAUAUUGUAAAGCAGGAUGCUGUUCUUUGUCUGAAGGCAAGUCGUCACUUGGCCAACGUGUUCACGGAAUAAUCUGACGUAAAGAGCUGACAUCACUGUCCUCUGUGGGGGGGAAGACAACCUGUGACAAGUUAAAGGACACCACACUUAUACUCUCAGCCUGCCUGUACUGUUUCUUUUAAAACUGCUGGUCUGCAUAUGAGAUUGCUAAAAGUCAUUUUACUACUAAGCGGGCGCUGUUAACUGGUCAGUGGCUUGAGGCGCCCUGUGAGUCAGUAUUAAUCAACACGGCUUCCACAGUAAGGAAGCGUCGCCUCUGUCAGCAGCAGCAGUUGUGUGGUUUUUGUCUGUCCUCAUGUGAAGUAUUUGCGCCCGUCUCCCUCUCAUGCAUCACAGAAAAAGCCAGCUGACCCACCCAUAUAAAUCCCCCCCAUGUUUCUUUUUCCCUCCAGAAACUGCCUUGCUACUUUGUGUGUAUGUGUGUGUUAGGAGAGACUUUAAAGAAAACACAACACCCGACUUCCUGCUGAACUCUGAUGUCUUCAUUUGGAUCAUUCAUGUUUAAAGCAACCACCCCGUCCACUUCAACUGAUCCUUGUAGUAGCAAGAGUGAAAGGGAAAAAAGACUUGGUAGCGUCUCUGUUCAUAUAUAUACUGGUAAGGCCCUCCUCUCUUGCAUUUGUCUGCUAUUGUAGAUAAGAAAUAUAAUGAUGUCUGGCCUGAAGGUCAAGUCAGCCAUUCCACUAGAUUUUCAGUAGUAGUCUGAAAUCAGAGGUGAUCAGCUGUUUUUCAGGAACGUCAGUAGAAAAAAAUUAUGUACGCGCUCCCUGUUCCUGAAAAUGAUAUCCAUGAAUCUGAGAAACGACUUCUCUAAUCACACGCUGUCCUAAUACUGAUCAUUCUGUGCAUACUGUUAGAUUAAAAUUUGUAUAUUGCAUGAUUAGGAAUGUACACUUUUAUUUUCCUUGUUUCUUUCCCAUGGUCAUGCUUUCACAGACAAAGAUGUCAUUCCAUUUUCUCUUUUGUUUUUCCUACUUUUUUUUUUUAAAUGAGGUUUUCUUGACCAUUCUCUAUUUUUGAUGGUAUUGUGUUUUUAUCUAUUCUAAGUGCAGACAAUUAAAAGAAGUGAUACCAUUGAAUGUUUUAAAAUUAUUAGUCACAGGGGAAGGAAGGGGGUUCUGUUUGGUGUCGCACCACUGAGGACAUGGGGCUCACAAUAACAGUAGAACAGGUUACGUGAAGCAGUGUACUGAGAGGCAAACCCGCUCUGUCUUAAUGCUCUGUUGGUUCAGCUGUAGUGACUUAAUCUACCAAGUUUGGCUUGUGACAUUGAAAUAUACUCUCAUAUGACAGA